Suricata suricatta (meerkat) is the source of this 2954-nucleotide messenger RNA. RefSeq names its product N-myc downstream regulated 1 (gene NDRG1). NCBI's taxonomy places the organism in Eukaryota, Metazoa, Chordata, Mammalia, Carnivora, Herpestidae. The transcript is spliced from 16 exons. The record is from RefSeq and is a predicted model, not a curated record. The coding region runs from base 155 to 1309 and encodes 384 amino acids. Gene Ontology annotation, cellular component: cytoplasm. Gene Ontology annotation, biological process: signal transduction.
GCAUAAACAAACCUCGCCUGGCUGCCCGCGCCGCUUCUGGGGCGCACGCCCAUCCUCACCGCACACCUCCGCGCCCGCUGGCCGCCGCGCCCCCAGCCGAGCUCCGGCUCCUCUUGCCUUUCUCCCCGUAGCUUAGGCAGGUGACAGCAGGGACAUGUCUCGGGAGCUGCAGGACGUGGACCUCGCCGAGGUGAAGCCUUUGGUGGAGAAAGGGGAGACCAUCACCGGCCUUCUGCAAGAGUUUGAUGUUCAGGAGCAGGACAUCGAGACUGUGCAUGGCUCCAUUCACGUCACGCUGUGCGGGACCCCCAAGGGGAACCGGCCCGUCAUCCUCACGUACCAUGACAUUGGCAUGAACCACAAAACAUGCUACAACCCCCUCUUCAACUCCGAGGACAUGCAGGAGAUCACGCAGCACUUUGCCGUGUGCCACGUGGAUGCCCCCGGCCAACAGGAUGGCGCCGCCUCCUUCCCAGUGGGGUACAUGUAUCCCUCCAUGGACCAGCUGGCUGAAAUGCUUCCCGGGGUCCUCCACCAGUUUGGGCUGAGAAGCGUUAUCGGCAUGGGGACCGGAGCAGGUGCCUACGUCCUCACUCGGUUCGCUCUGAACAACCCGGAGAUGGUGGAGGGCCUCGUCCUCAUCAACGUGAACCCCUGUGCAGAAGGCUGGAUGGACUGGGCCGCCUCCAAGAUCUCCGGAUGGACCCAGGCCCUUCCAGACAUGGUGGUGUCCCACCUUUUCGGGAAGGAGGAGAUGCAGAGUAACGUGGAGGUGGUCCACACCUACCGCCAGCACAUCGUCAAUGACAUGAACACUGGCAACCUGCACCUGUUCCUCAACGCCUACAACAGCCGGCGGGACCUGGAGAUCGAGCGGCCCAUGCCCGGAGCGCACACAGUCACCCUGCAGUGUCCUGCUUUGUUGGUGGUUGGGGACAGUUCUCCUGCUGUGGAUGCUGUGGUGGAGUGCAACUCGAAGUUGGAUCCAACAAAGACGACGCUCCUCAAGAUGGCGGACUGCGGCGGCCUGCCCCAGAUCUCCCAGCCAGCCAAGCUUGCUGAGGCCUUCAAGUACUUCGUGCAGGGCAUGGGCUACAUGCCUUCUGCCAGCAUGACCCGCCUGAUGCGCUCCCGCACGGCCUCCGGCUCCAGCGUCACAUCCCUGGAGGGUGCCCGCAGCCGCUCCCACACCAGCGAGGGUGCCCGCAGCCGCUCCCACACCAGUGAGGGUGCCCGCCUGGACAUCACCCCCAACUCCGGGGCCACCGGCAACAGCGCCGGGCCCAAGUCCAUGGAGGUGUCCUGCUAGGCGGCCCGCGCCAUGGCCGUCCCUGGACUCUGGGCUCACGCAGCUGCCCUUCCUCCAGCCCUUCCUGCCCCACCUGCCACACCACACGUAACUCAUAUUAACCCAAAGCUUAUGGUGUAAGAGAGCUCUGGGGGAACAAAGUUAGACCGGGUUUGUCAGGGCGCUUCUCCCAGCAGGGCCAGGCGGGCGGACCAAAGGAACAGAAGCAUCUCCGUGUCCUGUGCUCGUGAGCUCGGGUACCUCCCUCAGAGACACCAAACUGCCAAAAACAAGACGCGCCGCCCUAAACACUUCCUAAGUCCAGGCCUAGGCUGGCUCUAACGGGCAUAGGUCGGAAGCCCAACCCCUCUGCUUCCUGUUUCCUCUCCAACUAAGGCAUAACUGACCCAGUUUCUGGAAACAAAACCCCGCUCUGAUUUGGGGAGGGGGAGCAGCGCGGAUGGGGGGGGCUCUUCUGACUCGGCAAAACAGGAAGUGGGAAAGAGGUAGACUUUCUGUGGAGGCUAGAACGCUCUGAAAACAAAUCUACGUAGCAAAACGUGAAGAAAUAGGUUUCUCAAGUGCGUGUCUGUAUCUACUUUUUAAUGCCGAAACAUACGAGCCUGCUUUUUUCUGGCCUCCUUCCAAUGGCCGAUGAGCGUGGGCGGCAGAAUCUCCGGGCAUUCCCCAAAGAAACGGUCUUGGCAGACAUUGGUAUCUGGAAUUCAAGCCUUUGGCUCUGCUGUCUGUCUCCUCCUCCACAGCCCCACUUCCCACCCCGAAUUCGUGAGUGAGCGGUUUUGGGGUUCAUGGGGAAGACCAUUUAGGUUUGCACUUGCUUUCUUUGAAGUGGAGGGAAACAUUCCCAACAGCUGUACUUGGACAUGAUGCCUCCACGCCAUGAGGGAGGCCGGGGGCUGGGGUGGGGGGUGUUUGGGUUAUUAGAUGUACAGGAUUUCUGUGGUCACGAUGGGGUUGAGCACAGCUGCGAUUUCCGCCAAUCCCUCCCUGGUUCCCAGGAAUCUUGUGUGAUUGAGUUAAAGCCAGCUCCUGAUCUUUGACAAUGGGGUUGAAUCCGAACUUGACGGCUGGAUGUUUCUGACCGGAAAUGUCCCUGGAUCUGUGGGUAGAACUUUUCCCCCCUCUCACAGGAGGCGGGGAUUCACACGGAGGUGGUGGCUGAGACGAUGUAAGGAUUCUGGAAUAUUCCAUGGGUUUCCUUCCCUCUCCUGCCUUCCCCUCUUCUCUGACCGUCUAACCUUUCGCUGAAUGGGGCGGCACCACUGACCUUUCUGGGCGACUUCAGCAUAGAGGUCAAGUUCCUAUACUACUGCCUUUUGAUUUCAUUCUGGCUGAGCAUUUCUUAUAGGAAGUUUGAUCAGAGUGGACGGAUCAUUGCGACUCAGCUGCUGGGGCCUGGUGCUUUCUGGGACCCUGGAGUUGGUGGAAGGAAGAGGUCCAGGCUUCUAGGUAGCUUGAGGGUCAGUGACUCUUACUGCACCUGCCACCUGGAGGCAUCCCCUGACCUGUGCAGAGAGGUCAGGGUCAGGGCGGGCGUGGCUGAGUCGAAGACAGGAGAAGUGUUGUGUACAAGGCUUUCUGGAGCAGUUUCUUAAUGAGAUAUUUGUAUUUAUUUCCAGACCAAUAAAUUUGUAACUUUGCAGUG